AUGUUCUUUUGGCAAUACUUCCUUAUUUCUUAUGAGCCCUACAGAGCUCUUUGCGUUGAAACUAACUUGCCACUAAGGCCACUUCUCCACAACGGUUUACCGCCUCAUAGUGGCAUGGAGGUGACACUGGGCGUCGAACUGCGAUGCACAGCGGAGGUUGGGCGACGACCUGUGGUGAAAGCUAAGCUCGCCGUGGCAUGGCUGCUUAGUUUGGGGGAAAGUCUCUUUGCCACUCCAGCAUAUUCACUGCCUCAGUACCCUGCACACUGGGCCCUGCUGUCUCAGACGUCGGAUGGUAAGGCGACCGGUGAGAAGCGAUCAAAUCUCAGGUUGCUCAGGACAUCAUUAAUUUUGGACCAAGGCGACACACGCACGACUCGCCAUGGAGACUGUCUCAAACUGUGUAUUUACAACGCGAGAACAGUUUCCACAGACGCUGACCUGCAUGCCCUUCUCGGAGCUGCAGAGCGUAUCAAAUUUCACGUGAUUGCUCUGCAGGAGACUAAGUGCAGAAGGAGCGACGUACGACAGAUGAAUGACGGUGCACUCGUCAUUCGUGGAGAGAAGGUUCCGUCGCAAAAUGUAGGCGGUGUUGGUUUUGUUGUGCACCCAUCUGUCGUCCAUCUCGUCGAUUCUCACGAGAUCCUGUCACCUCGUCUGGCCAUUCUUCGCCUCCGCCCUCUGCGCCAAAAACCCAUCAGUAUCAUCAACUGCUACUCACCAUCAGCAGCUGAUGAUUCCGAAUUGGACGCGUUUUACGAGGAGCUUAAGGAAGUAGUCCGCGACGAGAAGUCCUUCUACAAAUUCGUUGUCGGAGACUUCAACGCAAAACUAGGAAAGGCCACAGAAGAGGAAUACAGGAUUGGAAGAUUUGGACUAGGGGACCGGAAUGAAAAUGGCAAUCGUCUCGCCGGGAUGUUGUCCGCCGCUCGCCUCUUUCAUGGGAACUCUCUUUUCAUGAAAAAAGAUCAUCGUCGGUGGACAUGGGAAUCGCCCAAUGGCGCGACUCGUGCGGAGAUCGACCACAUACUCACCAAGCGGAGGUGGUGUCUACUUGACGUCUCAGUAGUACCAUCCUUUUGUAGUGGUUCUGAUCACCGUCUCCUUCGUGCGAAAAUACGACUUAGCCACACGAUGGAAAAGAACAUCUGCUAUCGGCAACGAAGGAGAAAAGAAGUUGUCUACGACGAUUGCGUACUCGAGGACUCCUUGUCCCAAGGUGACUGGCACAUCGAGGAGGACCCAAACGUAGACUACGAGAUGCUGCUCAGAGGAUUACGAGCCUGUGCUGAACGUGCCUCGAAGCCGCGCACGACAAACUUGGAUCGAAUUUCGAAGACCACCAAGGAAUUGUUGGAAAGAAGAAGGGCUUUGAGGCUUGAUCCGAAUGCAUCGCACAUUGAGCGGUUAGUAGCAAACACUAGCUGCAGAAAAGCGUUGCAGGAGGAUCUUUUGAAGUACAGGCAGAAGAAGAUUCUAGAAGCAGCACAAAGAAGAACGAGUCUAAAGAAGUGCCGCAGGGAUCUCCGCGAAUAUAAUAUUCCGCUAGCAGCCUUGCUGAGCGAAGACGGGACUCGCACGUCUUAUCGUCGUGAGAUGGAAAUCAUUACGGAAAGGUUCUACUCGAACCUUUUCCGUUCAUCAACUCCUGUGUCAAGCCCAAUCAUCCCCACUGGCGAAGCUCCACCACGGAUUCUCCCUUCGGAAGUACGAGUCGCUAUCAAGAGCAUGAAGCCUGGCACAGCCCCCGGACCUGAUUUUAUAUCAGCAGACUUUCUUCGGGCUGGCGGCCAUCCGCUUCAUGUAAUCUUAGCAGCGCACAUGACAUCCUAUCUUCAGAAAGAAAGGAUCCCAGACCAGUGGAAGACCUCGCGAACCGUUCUUAUCCAUAAGAAAGGUGACCGAGAGGACCUUCGGAACUACCGUCCGAUAUGCUUGCUGAGCGUGUUGUACAAAAUAUUUACCAAGAUCAUCCUCACACGCAUAUCUAGGACGCUGGAUGAAGCCCAGCCUCAAGAACAACUGGAUUCCGCCAGGGGUUCAGCUGCUUGGACCAUCCAGACCGUGUCGAGGGUCAUAGAGGUUUGCGGGAAUACCGCCUGCCCCUUGUUCUAA
Messenger RNA from Necator americanus (New World hookworm), 2115 nucleotides. RefSeq lists its product as uncharacterized. Gene Ontology annotation, biological process: chromatin remodeling. The record is from RefSeq and is a predicted model, not a curated record. The transcript has 3 exons. Lineage: Eukaryota; Metazoa; Nematoda; Chromadorea; Rhabditida; Ancylostomatidae. Gene Ontology annotation, cellular component: nucleus. Gene Ontology annotation, molecular function: catalytic activity. Bases 1 to 2115 code for a protein of 704 amino acids.